Messenger RNA from Gigantopelta aegis, 823 nucleotides. RefSeq lists its product as uncharacterized. The transcript has 4 exons. The record is from RefSeq and is a predicted model, not a curated record. Gene Ontology annotation, cellular component: extracellular region. NCBI's taxonomy places the organism in Eukaryota, Metazoa, Mollusca, Gastropoda, Neomphalida, Peltospiridae. Bases 58 to 687 code for a protein of 209 amino acids.
CGGUACCUAACCUUAUCUCACAAGGUAUAAUAUGAUACACAUAAUCCCAUUGAAAAUAUGUUUUUUUCCCACGUCAAGCAAACUGGGCCUAGUAAGUCUGUCUUCCGAUUAUCACUUCACAGUCAAACAGCAUUGAGUCAAUCACUUUUAGUCAGAGGUAGAUUGCGAUCGUCAUUAACGAAGAUGAAAUAUUUUAUUUUAUUUGCCGCCAUUUUGGUAGUAGGUGACACGAUCGUCUGCUUGCCAGAACUGUGUGCCAGUUUAAAGUCAAACAAACCUCUCGUCUGCAAAGGAUCAGUUAUCAAAAAUGGUGGUUACUGUGGGUGUACCGACGCUUGUGCCAAAGUGGAGGGAGAGGGAUGCCAGGAGUCAUUCUUCCGGGGUGUAAUCCCACUAGGAAAGUGUGACACAGGCCUAGAAUGUGUCAAACAGAAACACGUGGCUUUUGGAAGAGGAGUGUGCGCCAAGAAAGAGAGAAAACGAGCAGCCUUGACCCGUUGUGAACUGAUGAAGCGACAGAAUAUGAUGAUUAUGGUAGUCUGGUCUGGCCAGUGGGUGGGACCAAAUUGUGACGCAAACGGCAACUUCCUGCCCGAGCAGUGUGACAGAUCAGGACACUGUUUCUGUGUGACCCAGAAUGGUGAUGUAAUAAAGAACACUAAAGUUCUGGGACAUGCCAAAUGCUAACGGGAGCACAAAAUAAAUAGAAACUGUUGUUCAUUUAUUAAUGUUUAGCAACUGAUAACACAUAAGCUGUAUAUACAUCAGAGAGCAACAAUAUACUAAAUUCACCUUUUUAUUAAAGUGCAGUUUUAAAAUUUAA